AUCAUUAACAGUUGAUCAACAGGUUUGCGCAGACAUCCAAACGCAGCAAACGCAGCUAGGCAGAUAAUCCACAGCAGUUGUAAUUGAAUUGCAGCUGCCACAAAUUCAGUUAUAAAAGUCAUUUCACGUGCUUAACUAAAUUUAUAUUCUAAUAGAACGCGUGCGUGUGCAGAGUCCGCCUAUACUCGGCGCAUAGACCACAGAAAACGGAAGCCCACGCUACAUUUCCGGCAUUUCAAAUACAAUCAAAUAACAGCACACAGGAACAUGGCUCAGUCGGGAAGCAGCUCGAAUUGUGCGACGGAAAGCUUUGGGCUAUUGCUGCUGCUGCUCUUUCUGCACAGCAGCCGUGCAGCUGGCAUGGCAAAUGGCCCGAAUGGCAACAACAAUGAGCUGGCGGCCACGGGACUCACUGACCAGGUGGUUGACCAACUUGGCGAUAAUGAGCUCUACAACAACAACAAACGCGCUUGGCAGUCGCUGCAAAGCUCUUGGGGCAAACGCUCCUCGAACGAUCCGGCCGCCCUGGAAAUGGAUGAUUCGAUCUAUAUGACGGGACACUUUGUGCCGCUGGUCAUCACCGAUGGCACCAACACCAUCGACUGGAACACCUUCGAGCGCUGGGCCAGCAACAAUCAGGAGCAGCAACAGCAGCUCCAGCAGCAGCAGCAGCAACAGCCAUCGAAUUCUAUUGAAGACUCUGAUGAGCUGAAUUCUGAUAAUGCCAUGGAGAAACGCGCCUGGAAGAACAUGAAUGUAGCCUGGGGCAAGCGGCGUCAGGCACAGGGCUGGAACAAGUUUCGAGGAGCCUGGGGCAAGCGUGAGCCCACCUGGAACAACCUGAAGGGCAUGUGGGGCAAGCGUGAUCAAUGGCAAAAGCUGCACGCAGGCUGGGGCAAGCGCUCCCUGAACAACUAAACUCGCUCACCCAAUAAGCCACAAAAUACCAAUGGAUGCAACACUUUACUAUAUAUAUAUAUAAAUAUCUGUGUAUACAAAUAUACGAAAUCUUAGAUAACCUAUUUCCCCAGUAGAGUCUCUCGAUUUUCUAGCAACAACUAAGCCAACAACAACAAGGAUGUAGAUCAGAUUCCGAAAAUGUAUGAAAGCGCUCGCCACAAAAACAACAACAACAAGAAGACGAUGAAGAAGAAGAAGAAUCAAAAAAGUAUUUGUAAU
Drosophila hydei is the source of this 1179-nucleotide messenger RNA. RefSeq names its product allatostatins MIP (gene Mip). The record is from RefSeq and is a predicted model, not a curated record. The transcript is spliced from 2 exons. Bases 268 to 918 code for a protein of 216 amino acids. Lineage: Eukaryota; Metazoa; Arthropoda; Insecta; Diptera; Drosophilidae.